AUGGAACAACAGAAGAAGUAUGUAUUAUAUGCGUACUUAUUCACGGAGGCCCUGAAAUCCAGAACUGUGACGGCUACUGAUUUAAGUACUCUAAAUAGAAUGUGGACACAUCAUUUGCUGUAUUUGGUGAAAAACGGAAAAGAAAAGGCUGCUCGGAAUUAUGUCAGAAUUCUGGAGGACAGCGAUGAAACUGUUUUCAAUAUAAAAAGAUUUCAACGCCAACUACAAAAGACCAGAGCUGUCUUGUCAAAGAACAAGGAUUGUAAAUCACAGGAAUUGGUUUCGUCUUUCUGCUUUAGAAAACCAAGCUUUGUUGAGCGGAUGUCGAUGAAGUUAAGGAAGUUGUUUGGUCAGCGCGACCCUGAUGACUUUUUUAUGCUAAAGUUUCAGGAUGUGAACUAAGACAGAAAUGCAGAGAUUCCCUGUGACAUUCUGAUUAAACAGAGAAUUAAAGUCAAGGGCUGUCAGUCUUGACCAUUUUUUGAGGAAAAAAUCAUUAUGGUUAUCAUCAUCAUCGUCUUCGAUCGUCAUCAUCAGUGCCAUCAUCGUUAUUCUCAUUAUCAUCAUUGUAUUAUCAAUAUCAUCAUCAUCUUUUUUUUUAUUCAUUCAUGCAUUUAUUGUUGUAAAUAUUUCAUACAUACAUUCUUAGUCAAUACCAUUCACCUUAUCAAUACAAUUUUCAUA
Saccostrea echinata is the source of this 684-nucleotide messenger RNA. RefSeq lists its product as uncharacterized. Bases 1 to 402 code for a protein of 133 amino acids. The record is from RefSeq and is a predicted model, not a curated record. NCBI's taxonomy places the organism in Eukaryota, Metazoa, Mollusca, Bivalvia, Ostreida, Ostreidae. The transcript has 4 exons.